UGCGAGCAGCCACCUGAAACUAGCAGUUUGUUCGUCUCGGAUACUGUGGAUCAGUACAACGAUGUGAGCUUUGGCCCGCUCGGUGGCCCCGAUUCGGCACCCUAUGAAAAGCGUUGCGAGUGUGGCAAUGGGACGAUGUAUUAUUAUAAAUCGGUGGUGAGCACAUCCUGGUUCGAUAUUCUUGCCAGGGCUAAACAGUCCGUUGAUUUAUCAUGCGCUGCGAUGGGUUCCAUGUGUGUGUGCGAUAUUUCGGAUAUUUGCUACACUGCCACAAACUCCACAGUACAUGCUGUGCUUGCGUCCUACUGUAGCAGAGACGCAUGUGACAUGUACAUGCUGGUUGAGGGCGAUACAGACGAAGAGGGUUUGAUUCCGAUUGAUGGUGGACCAGUGAUAAAGUCCGGUGAUCAAUAUGCGGAACACAGCACAACGCCGUACAUGAUCAACAGUCAAACAUAUAGUUACAAGAAGAUUUCAGCCAUAGCUUGUGGCCAGUGCCCCAUUUAUAGGCUCAGUUGUUAG
This is a messenger RNA of Gongylonema pulchrum, 522 nucleotides long. The record is from the annotation of a GenBank genome assembly. NCBI's taxonomy places the organism in Eukaryota, Metazoa, Nematoda, Chromadorea, Rhabditida, Gongylonematidae.